AUGGCGUCGUUCGAUCAAGACAAAAAUCAGUUCAAGGUCCUCAUAGCUGGUGGGAGUCUUGUGGGUCUCGGCCUAGCCCUAGCUUUUGAGCGCGCCGGAAUCGAAUAUGAGCUUUUUGAAAGAGGAGACUUUGCAACACAACUGGGCGCCUCUAUCGGAAUCCAUCCGCAUACCAUAAGAAUUCUAGAGCAGCUAGGAGUAUGGGAGGAUAUUGAGAGACAGGUUAUACCUCUGCAAGUUCGAAAACAUUAUGAUGGAAACGGCCAUUGCUUUGAGGACUCACUUGUUCUAGUCGACAUCAAUGAAAUUCUUCAACGUCCCAUUGUCUUCAUGGAGCGAUGCAAAGCAUUGGAGGUGCUGUACAACCAUGUUCAAGACAAAUCGAAGCUCCAUGCUCGAACUGCUGUCGUUGGGUAUGAAGAAACCCCACAGACGGUUAUCGUCACCACCGAAGAUGGCACGCAGCACCACGGUCACAUCCUGAUCGGCGCGGACGGAAUUCAUAGCAAAGUGAGAAAGCUGAUGGCCGACAAAAUCAGCGUGACUGAUCAGGCUCUUGCUAAUGAAAUCAACGAGGCCUUUACAAGCGAGUACGACUGCAUCUUUGCUGUCUCCCGGAACGAUGCUGGGAAGCAGUUCCUACCUGAUGCGAUGGUCCACAACGUGUAUUACGAUAAAUACUCAGCAAUUGCAGCUGCUGGUGUGCCUGGGCUUGUUUUUUGGUUUCUUUUUGUCAAGGACUCCAAAUGCACGAGAACCCCCAACUGCCCGCGAUUCACGGAUGAAGACGCAGAGGCAACAAUCCUGAAAUACGGCAGUUCUCUAGUGGGCCCUGAGUAUACCGUGAAAGAUCUUUGGGAUGCUAGAGUCAAAGGCACAAUGGUACCAUUGGAGGAAGGUGUCAUCAAACAGUGGAGUCACAACCGGGUUGUUCUGAUGGGUGACUCAGUUCAUAAGGCUACAAUCAAUCCUGGUUUAGGUGGUAACCUGGCUUAUGAAGGUAUUGCUCGUUUGACCAACGGUCUCGUGCCUUUACUCAAGGACAACCCCAUGCCAUCCCUUCAGCAGUUGACCGAGGUUUUCAAUCAAUAUAUCGCUGGUCAGGAGCCUCGAGCAAAAACGGUCGUUGAUCUGUCCGGUCAGAUUACGCGCUAUGAAGCCCAAGAUACCUGGGUUCUCAAAUUUGCGGCCCGUCACAUCGUUCCCUGGGUUAGUGACAGGAUUAAGGCUAAGCUGUAUGCUAGUUUCUCGAGGGGAGGGCCUUAUUUGGAAUAUCUUCCAUUACCUGCGAUGGAUGCAGAGCCGGCGAAAUCUGCUAAGAAGCACAGUCGUGGCAUUUUCCCGAAGCAGAUUACAAUAGUCAUGCUCAUUGGCGGCACUGCGGCUAUUUUCUGGGAUCUGUUCAGGUCCAAAGUUUCCACGAACAAGGAGCAUGUUUCUGGGGUAGACGUCUCGGUGCUGAACGCCUAUGGCUACCUAGUAUCGAAGGCUUCAUCAAAGUGCUUCGGACCGCCUCGACUCGACGAAGCGACCAUAAGGUCUAUCGACUUCAACCGCACCUCCAGUCGCAUGCUCCAGGACAUGCGCGAAGAGACCUGGGGCUGGGUCGUCUACCGCACAACCUACUGCUCCGAACCCCUUCCACAAAGCAAUCGAAAUCCUCACUUCGUGGAUUAA
Molecule: messenger RNA, 1677 nt
Organism: Penicillium roqueforti
Lineage: Eukaryota; Fungi; Ascomycota; Eurotiomycetes; Eurotiales; Aspergillaceae
Product: FAD-dependent oxidoreductase
Exons: 7
Coding region: 1-1677 (558 amino acids)
Molecular function (GO): FAD binding
Source: RefSeq, a predicted model, not a curated record